UGAAGCUUUUGGAAAGCUCUACUCUCGGCUUCAAGUUUAGCCUCGAUGACCUGAGCAGACAUGUCACGGAUUCAAAUAAGAAAUGGCUCGGCCGGGUAGAUCGCAAAACCAAAAGUAUAAAAGCGGAGUCACAAGCCACUACCGUCCUGCCAUUUCCCUACCCACCAAAAGACAAGACAAUAUGAAUCAAGACACAUUACCACCGAAUCUCAAGAAUCAACUAUUUGACAUUGGCAAUGGGGUUUUCAGCACCUCAUUGGUUCCCAUUCUAAUUAUAACAGCGCUUGCAAGUGCCAAUAGACCGAGUAAAAUAACCAACGUCGCCAGAGAGCAUCUGGAAACAUUAGAAACCCAAGAAGAUAAAAAGAAAUGGGUGAUGAUGGCACAAAAUGCUCUGAUAAAGGCAGCAUUUUUAUGCGGAAUGCCGAGGGUUAUCAAUGCCAUGCAGAGCUUGAUGCAGGGUGUGGACGAAGAAACAAAAUCAAGUCUGCCAAAAUCUCCUAGUGACGCAGGCACCCAUUUGCAAGAACGUGGAGAAACCAUGUUCAACAAGGUGUAUGGCAAAGUGAGCGACCGGGUUAAGAACAAUAUUGGAGGCUCAAGCCCUGACCUGAUGGCGAUAAUUUUGGAGGACGUAUACGGACGGGUUCUAUCCGAUGUGACACUGUUAGACGAAGUUGAAACCGAGCUACUCACCAUCGUUGUCUUAGUGCCACUUCAAGUACCUGCUCAGCUUAAAGGCCACUUGCAUGGAGCGAAAAACGUUGGAGCUACCGAGGAGCAGGUAAAAGCAGCCGAAGCCAUUGGUCGGUUGGUGACGAACGACGACGAUUCCAGUUGACUUUUUCAGCACAAGCUUUUUCCUAGACUAUAGACUUCAUGGCAUUAAACAUUAGCUCGAGCAGAUAUUAUUUCAAAGGAUGGCCAAUAAAUUUCUUUAAUUUCAUGUUCAAGAGUAUCUAAAGCA
Umbelopsis ramanniana AG is the source of this 967-nucleotide messenger RNA. RefSeq lists its product as uncharacterized. Gene Ontology annotation, molecular function: peroxiredoxin activity. The record is from RefSeq and is a predicted model, not a curated record. NCBI's taxonomy places the organism in Eukaryota, Fungi, Mucoromycota, Umbelopsidomycetes, Umbelopsidales, Umbelopsidaceae. The transcript has 4 exons. The coding region runs from base 83 to 841 and encodes 252 amino acids.